AUGAAGGGUGCUCGUCAUCCUACUUCCAGUGUUAUCUCCGACCGACCCUGCACUGAUGCCCUGUUUGUAAAUAACGCGGCUCUCAUCACCUCCGGCGUGGCCUGCAUCAUUCUGCCUCUUGUGACCUCUUACGCCGGCCAGGUGUCCUUUGCGGCCACCUACGGCCUAGCUAUUGGUAAGUGCUUCUAUCCAUGUCCCAGCUCGUCUGUGUCUGGUCUCCCGGGUUGA
Molecule: messenger RNA, 228 nt
Organism: Dibothriocephalus latus
Lineage: Eukaryota; Metazoa; Platyhelminthes; Cestoda; Diphyllobothriidea; Diphyllobothriidae
Source: the annotation of a GenBank genome assembly